Molecule: messenger RNA, 444 nt
Organism: Scutellospora calospora
Lineage: Eukaryota; Fungi; Glomeromycota; Glomeromycetes; Diversisporales; Gigasporaceae
Source: the annotation of a GenBank genome assembly
AUGAAAGCAUACAAAAGAAUUAAUGAUGAGUCUGAAGCUAUUGCUAAAAAAACUAAUGGUAGAAUUGAUAUGUGUAAAUCUAGAAAUUAUACAUUAACAACUAUAAAAUUUUUUAAAGAAACUACUUUAGUACUCCAAAAAAGUGAAAAAAUAAGUGAACAAGAAAGUGUAUGGAUAGAUUUAGCAAUAACUGGUGCUCUAAUAUUUACAGAAAGAUAUGAAGGAGAAGCUAAUCAAUACGAUCCAAUUGCACCAGAAUAUGCUAAGGAAAAUGGUCUGAAAGUAUAUUUAAUGAAUGAAUCACCAAAUACACUUAUAUAUGAAAAAAAUACUGGUAUUAGUAGAAGUAAUAUAUUUGGUAAAUGGAGAAAUAUAUUAUACAAUAUUAAGAAAGAAGGUGGAAUAGCAGGAAAAGUAAAUAAAGUAUUAUUAGUUUCAUUAUAA